AAGAUAUCCGUAACCUUCAAAUUAGGAGAUGCAUAUCAUUCUUAAAAUUUCACAAGAUUGGCGAAUCUAAAUAUUCAUCUUAAUACAAUGCACGUGUAGAGGGGUCAAAAAAGACAACAGAGCCUGCAGACUUCCGCGCAUGCGUAUUCGAGUGUUGCAUGUGCGAAAACCUCAUUCAAAAAUACAACUUCUGUUCCAAAUACCGAUCACUAUCGGCAGUGCUGUAUUUUCCCGAAUAUCAUUUAUGGUGUAUUCUGAUAUGACUUUUCGCUCAAGAUGCCGACUUGCAGUGAGCUGUUCAGAUAAUCUCAUGCCCUUGUUUUCUGACCCAGAAACUACAAAGUGUCGUAUGUGAAUGUGGUUUUUGAUGUUAAUCAGGUGUGUGUUAUGUCUUGGUACAGAAGGAAAUACAAGAUGCGCACAAACUUGUUGACACUUUGAAAGCGUGCAUCGGCGCAUUGGUUCUUAAAAGGGUGCUUCCGGCUUUAAGUGGGGAAAAGCUGAAAGAUGGAACAGAGUGAGAAUACCAUUGUGAACAUUAAUGUAAAACAGAAAGACUACAAUCGAGCAAUCGUGAUUGCAGUCUCAUCAGACGCGAUUUUUAACCUGGAAGAGGAACAAAAGCUCAGUGCAGAGGAGAGCAAGAGAGAGACUGAAAAGCAGCUAGGGACUGAACUGCUGAAGCCAGGCACUGCCUUCCCCUUUAUUAAGGCAGCUGAGAUGGUUAACAGGAAACUGCUGGAGAAAAAUCCUGAUGAAACACAUUUAUUUGAUGUGAUCCUUGUAUCUGAUAACAGACCCCAAAUCCGCACGCAGCUAGUCAACAGUGCAAAGCAUUAUGGUUUGGACAUCAGCAGAUUUUGCUUUUUCCGUAAUGAUGAUUUUGUAGACCACCUGCAGUCAAACAAUGUGAAGUUGUUCCUGUCAACAGAUAAGACCAAUGUUUGCAAGACUCUGAAGAAAGGAAUUCCAGCAGCUCUCCUGUUCAGGCAGGAUGCCCAGGCACCCACAGACCAGCUGAGGAUCCUCUUCACUGGGGACGAUGUGCUCUCAAACAGCGCAGAGCUCGGGCUGAGGGGAGGAGAGCUCGCUGAACCUGUGGACUCCAAGAAGGAGCUUCAGAAUGCAACUGCAGCAAAGGGGGCAAUGAAAGAGUUUGCAGGACUAAUAGGGGAGAUGAGAAGGAAGUUUGGCCGAGACAGCAGCCCCUUAUGUACCUAUUUGAUGACAGCCCGGAGCAAUAAGGAAGUGAGCUCCAAGGUAAUACAGUCACUUCGCGGCUGGGGACUGGAGGUGGAUGAAGCUUUUUUCCUGGUUGGAGCCCCAGAAGGACCUAUUCUGGCCCAAAUUCAGCCUCACAUACUUUAUUCUCCUGGUCUGCAGAGCUUGCAGAAAGACCAAGAAGAUUUCUGAUGGGUUUCUUGUAUUAUUAAGCUACAGAUGAGUAGGUUGAACACCUGACUGCAGCCUCUCAUUCGCAUCCUUUCUUGAGUCAGAAACACGGGCACCAGCUUCCUAACAAUGAGCACCAAAUGGGACUAAGGGUUAAAAUAUAACACACUUGCUUCUCUUGGAGCUGUGCAUGCUUAAAUGAUUAUAUGAUCACGGAUAAUAUGAUUAUGGCAUGGGAUGAACUGAAAUAUAAUCAGCUUGUUUUGAUAAAAAAAAACUGUAGCUGCUGUUUGUUUUUAAAAUCUAUUCACAAAGUGAAUUUCAAAGUAUUUCUUUAGAAGUACUAAAUUUCUCCCAAGUUUCCAAGAUCUUAUUAUCAUUAAGUCCAUAUUAUAAAUGUCAUGCCUUGAAAACUCUGAAUACUGCAGACUGCUUUUUGAAGGUAAAUAUUGUGUUUUUGUAAGUUAUUCAUGUUAACACACUGUAAUUCCUUAACUUUGGAAGAUGUUAUCUACACAAAGAACUCAUUGUUAAACAAUUUGCAUGUUACCUCACAACAAAGUGCCAAUGUGGAGUGUCAUUUUACUGGGUUUUGUACAGUCUUUCAUUCUAACUGGAGCCAAAGCAAAGGAGAAAUAUUAUAUAAGAUGUUUUGGAAUUUUCUGAGAUGCCUCCGACUGCAAGUGCACAAUCCAUAAUACAUAAAGCCAAAGCCUUUCAGAUUGAAGACAUUGAACAGGGAUUAAAUUAUCCCAAUUCUGUAUAUAAAUAGUGAUUUAAACUAUUGUGAAUUUUUUUUUUCAUAUUAUUGCUUCUGGGUCCAGCAUCUCACUCACACCUGCAGAUGAAAACAAUAUAAUGUUUUAUCAGUUUCAUUCCUUACUAUGGCUUAGAAUCCUGGUUGCAGUUAGCUGCCAAUGGAGAACACAGUUUGUCAUUAAUUAUGUAUAUUGGUAUUUUCUGUGGUUUUAUAUUAUUUGUACAUAUUCCAGAAAAUGACACCUUACUAUAGCCUGAUCAUAGAAGACUUGUAAAAAGGUUUUUAUGCUGAUAUUUCCUUGCAUUGUUUUUACAGAUUUGCUUUCACACUAGAGGUGUAAUUUUAUUUUUUAUUAUUAUCUGGUGCCUGUUACGAAAAACUGUUACCAGGAUUACCAUCCUGCGAUGUUAGUGUUUCCAAGCUUACUGCUUUUUGUUUCAUUCUCAAUUUUGAAUCUCUUCCACCUCCACAAUAAUCACUACUUUUACGGUUUCAAUAAAAAUACUUUGUCCAGUUCAGUUUUCACAAACGUACAAAAAAUGAAAUACUAUUGACAUUAUUACUAUGUUCGAUGGUUUUUAGUUGGAGUGCUGAAAUGUGCAUAAUAUAAGUCAUUCUUAUUUCAGUGAAUAAAUACAUUCAUUUAUAUAAUAAAUAUAUUCAUAAAUAUACACAUGAAAAAAUGGUCCUCAAGCUUGUCAAUGUCAAUAGAAAUAUUACUUGAAAUGUUACAUUUUUCUUCCUAUUUUUGUUCAUAAUGAUAAAUUACAUAAUCCAUGCAAAUUUGUAGAUUCAACAGAGUAUGACACAGCUAAAACAAAUUGCAAAAUUGCAUUUCUAAACAAUCAUAUGAUUUAGUUCUGCUGAAAAAAAACUAAUAAAACAGUCAGAUGAGGACUGAAAGGUCUGGA
Lepisosteus oculatus (spotted gar) is the source of this 3063-nucleotide messenger RNA. Its product is annotated as cytosolic 5'-nucleotidase 1A. Gene Ontology annotation, molecular function: nucleotide binding; 5'-nucleotidase activity; magnesium ion binding. Gene Ontology annotation, biological process: adenosine metabolic process; nucleotide metabolic process. Gene Ontology annotation, cellular component: cytosol; cytoplasm. Lineage: Eukaryota; Metazoa; Chordata; Actinopteri; Semionotiformes; Lepisosteidae. The record is from RefSeq and is a predicted model, not a curated record.